AGAGGUUUUUUUUUGUCCGCCAGACGAUGCUGGACGUAAUUACCGGCGAAACGUCGUGACUCGAAUUGUAAAUGUUGUGUGUUUACUCUCCAGCACUCGGGCGUUUGCACUCCCAGACGGCCGUGGAAGCCGACACGGGCUGUGCGAUAAAUACUCUCCGACUUUACGUUGAGAGAGAGAGGGGGCGCGGACGUGCGAAGGGAUUGUUGCUGAUUUUAUUUUUGUCGCUCUCUCGUUGUCGGCGAGUGUCGGAAGUUUUUCAAUUCCGUUGUACGAAUUUAGUGUGUUGGGUUUCUGUGAUUAAAAAAAAACAGAAACGCGAAACACGUGCGGCUGUCGGGGCGCCGCGGGGGUCCGCUCUGGCUCGCCGUAGCCCGCACCGCCGCCUCCACACCCCUCCGUGAAACUCUGACCUCUCAACAUCGCUGGCGUCUGUCAUCCAGCAGCAACAACAACAACCACUACAACCACCACAACAACAACAACCUCGUCUCUCACCAUCUCACAGCAGCACGUUCCACGGUGGGGCCGAUCGCUGACCCGGAGCCCCGUUCCGCCACGCUGCUCCGAGCCCCUGCGCUUCUCUCCAUCCCACGGAACACGCAGCUCGGGGAUAGAGAGCACUGUUAAUCGAGGGCAGAUUCGCGCGGCUCACGGAGAGAGUACAACAAAGAGGCUAUGUUGCACAGAUACACCUGUUGAUGCGGUUCACACACUGCAACACGCAAGCUACCUAGCGCGGAUGCACUGACCGCGCGGUGUAUUCAAUACACGGGCAGGAUACAUUGUUGAAAUACGUUAUCGACGCAGUUCACACACCCAGCGCAGUGGACAUAGUUGGCAUGCAUUGUUCGCAUAAUACGUGCACCCAAUACAGGCAGCACACAUAGCCGAGAAGCAUUGUUCACGUGUUUGAGGCACAUUGUAUUGUACGACGUAUGUCAUUGAGCGAAUAGUUUAUUCACAAACAGCACAGACGUCUUCACGUAGCUCGGUUCCAAGCAGCGACUCAUCUUGAAUUCAUAUCAGGGAUCGGCUGGCACCAAGACCGUAAGAAGUGGAGGCGUUGGGUCGCUUGGCGCGUCAGUGGCACGGGACAGACUAAGCACGAAGGAUCCACUCUAAUCCGCACGCACGCACGCACGGCGCUCACCCCCCGCAGUCCGAUUUGUCCAGGCGUCCGUUCAGAAGCGCGCCUGAGCCCUCCCACUCCCGCGCCGCCGCGAGCCAUGUCGUCGUCGGUGACGGCGGCUCUGGAGGCGGCGGUGGUGGUGGCGUGCGUCUGCCGCCUGCACCUGGCCUCGUGGGGGCCGCUCACGGCCUCGCUGCUCCUCCUCGCCGUGCAGACCUUCUACACGCAGCCCAAGUGGGGCCGCCUCAUCGGCGCCUCCCCAACGCUCGGCGCCGCCUUCCGGUCUGGCUCGGCCUCCGCGUGCGGCCUGCUGGCGGGCGGCCUGGCCGUCCCGCUCGUGGCCGCGGCGCUGGCCCACCGCUGCGCCGGCACGGCGGCCAAGGCGGCGGCGGUGUCGGCGGCGCUCUCGUCGUCGCUGCUGCUGUCGCUCACCUCGCUGGUGGGCCUGCUGCUCACGCGGCCGCUCCCGCGCCGGACCUGCGCCAUCUACGUCGCUACCACCGCCCUGGCGGUUCACGCGCUGCGCGGCGGCGGCGCCGGUGCCGACGGCGCCGCCGCGAUCGCCGGCCUCCUCCUGGCAUCGGCCGCCUUCCUGCUGCUGCUCUUGGUGGCGCUGCCCGGCAGCCUGUCGCUGGGCGAGGCGCUGGUGGUCGCCGAGGGGCUGGGCGCGCCGGCGCACUGCCUGGCGACGUGGACGGUGGCCUCGGGCGGCGGCGCCAAGCGGGAUGAGCUGACGAGCGUGCUGCUCGUGGUGAGCGCCGGCGCCGUGGUCGCCGGCGCCGUCUUCAGCCUCCUCUUCCGCUUCAUGACGUCGAACCACCUGGCGCGUGCCGUCUACUUCUACGGCCUGUGCCUGGUGUUCGCGCUCGGCAUCCUGCUGCCCUGGCUGCAGCACCUGUUCCACUCCGACCCCUUGCUCUGGCUCGCCGACUUCCUGAGCCGGCCGCGCGACCGCCGCUACACGCUCGCCUACUGGGCUUUCCUGCUGGCGGGCGCCGUGGCGCUCGCGGCGGCGCUGGGCGGCGCCGCGUGGCCCGCGGGCGGCGCCCUGCCCCGCACGGCGGCGCGCAAGGCCUUCCACGCGUUCGCCGUGGCCGCCUUCCUGCCGGGCCUGGCGCGCGACCGCGCCCUGCUGCACCUCGCGUCCGUGGCGGCGGCGGCGGCGUUCCUGGGCCUCGAGUACGCUCGCGCCUUCGACGUGCGGCCGCUGGGCGGGAUCCUGCGCGCGUCGCUGCCGGCGCUGGUGGACGAGCGCGACUCGGGCCCGCUCGUCCUCACCCACAUCUACCUGCUGCUCGGCAUGGCGCUGCCCCUGUGGCUCUCGUGGCCCGCCUGCUGCCCCCUGGCCGGCGCGGCCGUCGGCCUCCCGUCGCUGGCGCCGUACGCCGGCGUGCUGGCGCUGGGCGUGGGCGACGCGGUCGCUUCGGUGUUCGGCUCGGGCCUCGGAUGCUGCCGCUGGCCCGGCACGUGCAAGACGGUGGAGGGCACGGUGGCGUCGGUGUUCGCGCAGGUGAUGGUGCUGGCCCUGGUGGCGGUGGCGGACGGCGCUGUGCGGCUCGGGUCGGAGUACGCGGCGGUGCUCGUGUGCGUCACGCUCGCGGCCCUCCUCGAGGCCUUCACGGCGCAGAUCGACAACCUCCUGCUGCCGCUCUACGCCUUCGCGUUGUUCCUCGCCUGAGCGACGACGGCGGUGUCACCGGCGGCAAGGUGAAGCGUGCCGAAUCGGCUCGUCGUCAUUUCUACCUCCCUCGUGUUUUCCGUCGGCUCCGCAGCGCGUUUUCAGGUCGUGCCGCGCAUUCGGUAUGACGCCGUGGUACGAUCCGAACAACCGCGUCCCUACGGGGGGUGGUGGGGGUGGAGGGGGCGAUUCGGCUCGCUAGACGUGAAAUCCUACGCAGUUGUUUCCCUCGCUAGAAACUCACGGUCCGGCUUUUCAUUCCCAGUGGCCCUUCCCGUACAUGUGUGUGUGUGAUGCAGGGAACGUACACACGGCUGCCUUGCAUGCAUGCGCUCUCUCGUCUGUUUCGGCCGUUUGUUUUCAUGGCUACUAUUCUUCUUAAAGAGAUUACUUAUAUAAUUUCACUUGGGGUCACACUGCCAGAUGAUUUGUUUUUUUUAUCAUAUCGUGAAGGUUACCGCACAGCGUCUUUGUCGUCAUAUUUUACAUUCUUGUUUUUUUGGUCGAAAAAAAAUGAGCUUUGUUCAAAUCACGUUAAAAGGGGGAUAAGGAUAUCUAUUUUCUGCAGUAAUUAUUUUGGAGCGGCGACGUGUAGUGGGUCUGCUGCGCAUUGCAACUUCAACCAUGAUAUUAUAAGCGGUUCUCCCCCCCCCCCCCCACUACCGCCCAUUCACCAACCCGCACUGACCAGCGCGUGGUGAAGUAUGGUCACGCACACUUCACCCGUGACCAACGACACACCAUGAGGGGGAGGGGGCAUUGAUCCAAAAGUGGAUCGACAAAAGGGCUGUGAAAGGAAAUUGGGUGACACGGGUUGAGACGGACCUCCUACUUCCUGCACUAGAGAACCGGGAAUUUAAAAUCAGUUUGCCGCCUGAACUCGCUUGCUGUAAAGUGGGCGCUAUGAGCCCCUGAGCCCGGAGACACCUGGUCACCCAAAAGGGAUCGCUGUCGUUGCACUCGAAACCACUCGAGGUACGUAGCGGGGUGGUUCACGUCGAUGCUCACGCCGGCCAUGCGCGCCCAAAUUGUGUAGGCGUGAGAGAUAUGAUCCUUAAGGCGGUACCCCAAGGUACCAAGUAAUACAAAAUGGCCGAGGCAAUUAAAUAUUUUAUUUCUGGGACACUAUUUUUUCCAGGGGUGUACUUCACUCAGCUAUCAAUCAAUCCGAAAUCAGCGCUACUUCGUGAUGUCGAAACGCCAAACAUUAACGUAAAAAAAAAAUCUGUUUUCGAAUAAUUCUACUUUGAAUAGUGCAUCGUGUACAGCUCGCCGAGAUGAGUCGAUUGCCGCAUCGCCGACCAUCAACAGACUAAAAAUCACUGCAUCACGGACAUUGCGCGAGAGCCGGGGUGUACUAUGGUACCCCGGGGUACCGCCAUGAGGUUCAUUUGGGUUGUUCUCAAUACGUGCUGAUUUAUACGUGCGAUCUCUUUUCUUCUUUUUAACUGUCAAAGGCGAAUAAAACAAUACGAUAUCGAUGACUGGGCAGCACAAAAGAAGGGACGUGCAAAUGAAA
Molecule: messenger RNA, 4329 nt
Organism: Petromyzon marinus (sea lamprey)
Lineage: Eukaryota; Metazoa; Chordata; Hyperoartia; Petromyzontiformes; Petromyzontidae
Gene: DOLK
Product: dolichol kinase
Biological process (GO): dolichyl monophosphate biosynthetic process
Cellular component (GO): endoplasmic reticulum membrane
Molecular function (GO): dolichol kinase activity
Source: RefSeq, a predicted model, not a curated record